Messenger RNA from Lonchura striata (white-rumped munia), 1630 nucleotides. RefSeq names its product UBX domain protein 6 (gene UBXN6). The record is from RefSeq and is a predicted model, not a curated record. NCBI's taxonomy places the organism in Eukaryota, Metazoa, Chordata, Aves, Passeriformes, Estrildidae. Gene Ontology annotation, molecular function: protein binding. Gene Ontology annotation, cellular component: cytoplasm.
CGGUGUUCCCGUCCCGGUGCUCCCGUCCCGGUGCUCCCGUCCCUGUGCUCCCGUCCCGGUGUUCCCGUCCCGGCGCUCCCGUCCCGGCACCGCCAUGCGCAAGUUCUUCCAGGAGAUCAAGGCCGACCUGAAGUUCAAGACGGCGGGGCCCGGGCAGAAGCUCUCGGAGCCGUCCCGGGCCCCCGCGGAGAAGCCGAGAGCCGAGGCGGCCCCGAAGCCCCGGCAGGCCCCCACGGACGAGGCGCAGAAGGCGGCGGCGGCGGCGCUGGCCCGGCUGGAGCUGAAGCCCAAGGGGAAGGCAGCGUCCGGCUCCCAGGAGCACAUCAAGAACCAGGUGAGAAAAGAGCUGAUGGCCGAGGCAGCUGCCGGGGAGAAGAACCUCUCCAUGGAGGAAAAGCAGCAGGAGGAGGAAGGGGCAGCUGCUCCCUCUGUCUCGGGGGUUUAUUUCAUUUGCCCCUUGACUGGUGCCAUUGUGAGGAAAGACCAGAAGGAAAAGCAGCUCCGAGAAGCCAUCCAGGCAUAUUCCUCCGUGGACCCAGUGGCUGCUUCCAUCAUGGAGAUCCACACCUUCAACAAGGACCGGGAGAAGGUCCGGGUGUGCGUGGAGACCAUGGCCAAGUACCUGGAUAACAUCUAUCUCCAUCCAGAGGAGGAGAAAUACCGGAAAAUCAAACUGCAGAACAAGGUGUUUCAGGAAAGGAUAAGCUGCUUGGAAGGGACGCACAAAUUUUUCCAGGCUGUCGGGUUUGAGACAAAAACCCUGCCUGUUCCAGGACAAGAGACCACGGAGGAGUUCCUCGUGCUGCAGGAGGAGGUGCUGAGCAGGCUGGAGGAGCUGAAGGAGCGCAAGGAGCGGCUGCUGAGCUCGGAGCCCGUGCGGGCGCGGCUGCACCGGCAGCUCGCCCUGUUCCGGCCGUCGCCCGCGGCCGCGCGCUUCCAGCUGCCCCACGACUUCUUCAACCUCACGGCAGAGGAGCUGCGCAGGGAGCAGCGGCUCCGGACAGAGGCGGUGGAGAAGGCGGCGAUGCUGAGGACCAGAGCCAUGCGCGAGAAGGACGAGCAGAGGGAGGUGAGGAAGUACAACUACACCCUGCUGCGGGUGCGCUUCCCCGAUGGAUACAUCCUGCAAGGGACUUUUUAUGCCCGGGAAUCAGUGUCUGUGCUCUACAGCUUUGUGAGAGAAGCACUCAGAGAUGACUGGCUGCCCUUUGAGCUCCUGGGACCUGGAGGUCUCAAACUGACUGAUGAGAACUUGGCCUUCAAUGAAUGCGGGUUGGUGCCCUCGGCCCUGCUGAGCCUGGCCUGGGACGCCGCCGUGAUGGCAGACGUGGAGGCGGCGGCCGAGGAGCAGCGCAGCCCCCUCCGGCCCGAGCUGCUGGCCAGAGCCCAGACCCUGUCCUGAAAUAAAGGGCAGUGCCCCCAGUGCUGCUGCCUCUGGAUUCAUCCCUCCUUUCCCCAGGACUGCUGGAGCUACGUGAGCUCACAGGUGGCUUUGGUUGAGCUCUGCAGAAGGGCUGGACCCUGCUGUCCCCUCCCAGCUCCAGACUCGCGGGUGGCCUCUGCCAGUGGCUGCUCCGAGGGAAUUUCGGCACCAAACGGGAGCAGGGAAUGCCUGAGGUGCUCCCCAGGC